Ceratitis capitata (Mediterranean fruit fly) is the source of this 796-nucleotide messenger RNA. RefSeq names its product nucleoside diphosphate kinase 6 (gene nmdyn-D6). Lineage: Eukaryota; Metazoa; Arthropoda; Insecta; Diptera; Tephritidae. The transcript is spliced from 2 exons. Gene Ontology annotation, biological process: CTP biosynthetic process; UTP biosynthetic process; GTP biosynthetic process. Gene Ontology annotation, molecular function: nucleoside diphosphate kinase activity. The coding region runs from base 84 to 527 and encodes 147 amino acids. The record is from RefSeq and is a predicted model, not a curated record.
UUUACAAAUCAGCUGUUUGUAGUGUCUAAUCAAAUUUAAUAGUUUAUAAACUGUAAAUUUUGCCAAUUUUUCUUAUUUUCUAAAUGGAAAUUACAUUGGCACUGCUGAAACCGCAUGCGGUACGAAAUGUAUACGCAUUCCAACAGAUACAACAAAUACUUCAAAAGAAUUUUAAAAUUUUGCACACUAAAGAAGUACAUAUUACGAAAGAGAUAUCUGAACAUUUCUAUGCCGAGCAUAAAGGAAAAUUCUUCUACAACCGACUUGUUACAUUCAUGGGCAGCGGACCUUGUUACGCAUUUGUUCUGCAAUCCAAAAAUUGUAUUGCUAAGUGGCGUGAAUUGAUGGGGCCAACCAAAGUGUACAAAGCUGUUUAUUCGCAUCCUGAUUGCAUACGAGCGCUAUACGGUCUGUCCGACACACGUAAUGCAUGCCAUGGUUCCGAUAGUGAAGAGUCAGCGGUGCGAGAAAUUUCUAUAAUAUUUCCUGAAUUGAAUAAGAAUCAAUUAACUGCAGCUGAAAGCUAAUAUUUGAAGAAAAUCAGGCAUUUUAAAAGCUGUGAUGGGAUGUUAGUUAAUUUCAAUUUUUUUCUUCAUUAAGCUCGUUGUAUAUCAGUAAUAGCUUAAGAUUAUUAUAAUUCUUUAGAUGGAUAGCAAAAACUAUGUUGGGAGGAGCAUUUGUUAAAGUUUUCUGAGAGUUGCAUUUAAACUUUAUUGUAUAUGUUCAUAGCUACAUAUGUAUAUAUAUCCAUAUAUAGUUAAUAUUAUGAAAAUAAAAUAAUAAGAAUUUCUUGAAA